Messenger RNA from Danaus chrysippus (African queen), 1350 nucleotides. The record is from the annotation of a GenBank genome assembly. NCBI's taxonomy places the organism in Eukaryota, Metazoa, Arthropoda, Insecta, Lepidoptera, Nymphalidae.
AUGUCAUCUGUGCAUUGUGUGGUAGUGUGGGAGUGGCAGUAUGAGGGUCAAUGGUUGCCUCACUCUCCUGGUGUGGCUCGCACUCUGGAGAGAGCCCAUGCUAAGAAGCUUACAAGAGUAGUGUUAUCAGAUGCUGACCCCACACUCAAGGGUCACUAUGUUAACCUCCGCACACUCACACAAUGCUCCGACACUCCAGGUGUGUCGGAGUGUGGUGUUCGUCGCUCGUGCUACAGCGUCCAGUCUCCGGGUGGCCGAGGAGCUCGCUGGGAGUGGGCUCGCCUCACUGACCCACCACGACCCCCUGACCUACGAUAUGACCCACUACCUAUGGAGAUCCAAUGUCGCCUGGAGGAGUGUUGGUCGGUGGGUGGUGAGUGCGUCCAGUUUGAGGGCUGGUCGGUGUGUCUGUCCAGUAUGACAGCUCGCAGCACCCGGCGCGCCUCGCUGCGGCUGGUGCGGCGCGCGGCCCACCCCCCCUACCCCCUGGCCCGCUCGCCCUCCACCACACACGGCCCGCCCGCCGCCUCGCCUCCCGUACCUGACAGGAACCCUGUGGACGGUCGUAGGUGUCGCAUACCUCAGCAGCACACGGGCUCGAGCGUGCAGUCCGUACAGUCCGUGCAGUCGGUGAAGUCGGUCCAGUCCGUGAAGUCUGCGCCCGCGCACGUCCCCCCGCCGCGGGACCUGCGACCCGGGGCUCGGAGCGCCUCGCCUAAGGACAGGAAGCCGGGCCUCGCGCGGCAGAUAUUACACAACCUUAAUAUAUUCAGUAACUCGAAGUCGUCGACGGCGGAGAGGCGCGCGGAGGAGGCCGGCGGGACGCUCACCGACCCUGACAGUGGCAGCACGCGCUCAGGACGGAGACACAGUGUAGACACGGUGUCCACCUACCUCAGUCACGAGAGUAAGGAGAGUCUGCAGACAGCCGCCGUGGGGGAGCUCCUGAACUGUAGCGCGGGCAGCGACGACGUGUUCGACAAACCCGGGGACCGAGGGCACGACGACACGAGCCGAGCGACCGGGGACAUGGAGCAGCUGGACGCGGACCAGGGGGGGGAGGAGGAGGAGGGGGUGUGGCGCUGGGUGGCGGAGGUGUCCCGACCGCAGUGGGGCGCGCUGUGUGGAGCCUGCGCCGCGCCGCUCGACACACACGACGCCGCACACUCCCCGCAGGCGGCCACCCCGCCCCGCGCGCCCCGAACACACGCUGCCCUGCAGGAACGAGUGGUCGCCCUGGCCGCCUGCCACCACGUGCUGCACCUGCGAUGUCUACAAAACCAUCUGGAGCGGUUAAGGGAGAACGGGGUGAGGAGCGGACGUGACGACACUAGGGAAUGCAAUCUCUAG